AACGCCACUGUUUGCAGGCAGCUGAAGUCUUUUGGUGACCACAGAGAAAGCCGUUUUUCUAUAUUAGCUUUGAAUUGGCUGCUUUAACCAGGGAAACGUGGUUUGGUCCUGAAAUAGAGAGUGAGUCCUGAUUUAUGCUUCCUGCUGUCUGCCCAUUGCACUGUACUCAUAACAGAUCCUGGGUGUGAUAGCUGUUUCCUAACUCAUUGAUUUGGUGUAGACAGCACUGCUGAGCUUGCCUGUGAUUUGAAUGUGGCAGUGUAAAGGUUGCAGUUCAAAGACCUCAACUAGAGGCCAGUUGCUUAAACAUUACAGAUUAAAACAUCCGCAUUAUGGGCGCAGGCACCCAUAUCCUUGCCCAUAUAUGAUCUCGGAGUUCAAGAUCCGAUGGCCAGGACUGUUCACUGUGGCAGAGGUGGAAGCAGAAUUUGUGAGGAUCACUACUGGUUCCCUUGUCUCAAAGUUCCAUGCACAGCUUGACCAACACACUGCCCAGCUCAUCAAAGUGUUCAAGAAGAAUGGAGGCUCUGCAGGGACUAACAUCAGCAGGAUUUUGGUCCCAAUCACACAGAAUGAAACUGUUGAAAAGAGGAGAGAGUGCAUCCUCAGGGCGCUUUGUAUCUACCUGAACGAAGACCCAAACAUCCUCUUCAAAGAAUACCUGGAUACUGAUGGUACUGCUGCACAGAGGGAGCUUGAGCGACUUACUCUUGGCAUCUACAUCAUCAAAGUCGAAGGAGGUGAUGCCACCACUCCUCCAGCUGAUGUUGGAAUAGUGAUCGAGGGUGUUGAAGUUCUACAUGACUUGGGAGACGUCACCUCUGCAUGUGCUCUCUUAAUGGGUGUAAUAUAUGCAGUGAACCUCAGUUAUCCCACGGAACUGAAGACCUUCUUUGAAGUACUUCAAAAGCUCUUCCUUCAGCUGGAUGCUGGCAGACUCUCCACCAAGGUACAGAUGCUCAAGAACAAACUGUAUGAAUGAAUGUACUGUAAAUUGUUUUGCCUGAUUUUGCCAGUGGUAACCAAUUAGAAUGGAAAAUCGCAGAAAUUGAAAUCACAAAUCUUCUAGCUGAAGUUCUUGUUUAUGUAGAUAUUUAAACUCUUUGAUAACCAGCUAAGAACUCCUUGCAGUGGCUGCAACACGAGCUGACAUGUUUGUAAAAAUGUUAAUAUCAGUUUUUUCCAACCACUACUAAAUUAAAGGUUGACAGCAGCACGUGUGUUGUUAUAGUUUGAUUUGAUUGUUAAAUUUUGCUGUUUCAAAAGAAUUGAGGACUACAAGCUUGUUAUAUUGUUAGACAGUAAUACUGGCAAAUCAGGGAUGUUUUGUUGGAUGUUUCUUUUUUGUAUGCUGCAUCAAGGUGGUUUAUAACUGCUAAUGUUGGGUAACAAUGUGACAAAACACAAGCUGACAUGUAUGUUAAUGACAUUUCAGGGCAUUCCCUCCACAAUAUUAAGAUGAACGUUGAUAGCAGCACAUGUGUUGUUAUGGUUAGAUUAUCAUGCUGUUACAAAAGAAAAGAGAAAUGCAAGCCUGUUGGACUGCAUAAAAGCUGUUUACAACUGUUCGUGUUGAACCAUGCUGCUCCCUAAUGUCUGCUAAGGGUUUUAUUUUGGACUAAGUGGCAACAAAAUGUUAAAUGAAUAUUGGUGAAUAAAGGAAAUAACAAAAAUA
Messenger RNA from Acanthopagrus latus (yellowfin seabream), 1675 nucleotides. RefSeq lists its product as uncharacterized. The record is from RefSeq and is a predicted model, not a curated record. Lineage: Eukaryota; Metazoa; Chordata; Actinopteri; Spariformes; Sparidae. Bases 251 to 982 code for a protein of 243 amino acids. The transcript is spliced from 8 exons.